AUGGUUGCAGAAUUUGAUCCACCAAAUAUUGACAUUACCAAUCUGGAAUUUGUUGAGAUUAUUAGACAGACCAACAAUGUGUUUCUGUGCCGAGCCCGCUGGCAAGACAAAGACUGCGUGCUGAAAGUGUUUCCUCCCUACAAAUGGGAGAGGAUCCACCCACCGUUUCGUUCGAUUGAUCUUUUCAAAAAUGAAAGUCGGGCAUACAGUCGAUUGAAGGCUCGAGGCUUUUGCGAACGAGGAUCUGUGCCUGAUUUCUAUGGGGUAGUUGAGAAUAUUGACCCUGAGGCGAAGGGCUGGCAACCACAGCUCAAGGAAUUUCAUGAUAAAACAUUUCCUCGAGGUCUUGAUCCCAAGGCUCGACCAAACGGUGUUUUGAUGGAAUACAUUCCCGAUGUGAACAUACUUGAGCUCUCUAACUACACAGAGACAAGAGCUCAUAAGCUCCGGCAGCUCCUAUUCGAGAUUCAUGAGGCUGGGAUUGUACACCUUGAUCCUUAUCCCCGAAAUAUGCUAAUCCAGGGUGAUUCCGAUCGAGUACUCUGGAUCGACUACGAACUUGCCCAGAUAUUUGAUCCAGAGCACUCAGAGCACCCCAGAUUCUUUGACCAGGAAAGAGAAUUCAUGGAUGCUUUUGUUGAAGCACUGGACAGAGAUUAUAAGCUGGGAAAGUAUGAAGAAACGCGGUCGAUCUAUUUUGAGUGA
Penicillium coprophilum is the source of this 705-nucleotide messenger RNA. RefSeq lists its product as uncharacterized. Bases 1 to 705 code for a protein of 234 amino acids. The record is from RefSeq and is a predicted model, not a curated record. The transcript is spliced from 3 exons. Lineage: Eukaryota; Fungi; Ascomycota; Eurotiomycetes; Eurotiales; Aspergillaceae.